AUGAUCGCGAUGGACCCAGACCCCGCGGUCCCCCUCCUCCGAGCCAACGUCACCCCGAUCCCGCCCCUCAACGAAUCCACCACCGCCCUAGCCACCUUCGCCUCCUGGCUGGUCUCCCAGGACACCAAGAUCGUGCUCAUCGGCGACGCGUCACACGGCACGUCCGAGUUCUACGCCGCCCGGGCCGAGCUCACCAAGCACCUGAUCUCGGAGCACGGCUUCAACAUCGUCGCGGUGGAAGCCGACUGGCCCGACGCCGAAGCCGUCGACAGGUACGUGCGCCAUCGGCCGGGCCCGGGGCCGCGCGCGAGCGUGGGACCCGCGGGCGAGGCGCGCAAGGCCGGCCGCGAGCCAGCGUUUAUGCGCUUCCCGACUUGGAUGUGGCGUAAUCAGGAGGUACAGGGCUUCACUGAGUGGUUGCGCGCUUGGAAUAAGAGGAAGGAUCCCAAGGGUGCUGAGGCGGUGGGGUUUUAUGGUCUGGAUUUGUAUAGUCUUGGGGCGUCUAUGAAGGCGGUUAUUGAUUACCUUGAGCAUGUGGACAAGGACAUGGCGGAGACGGCUAAGGAAAGGUAUAGUCGUAUGAUGGUCUGGGCUGAGGAUCCGCAUGAGUAUGGCUUGGAGGCCCUCGCGGCUGGGUUCAGGGGGUGUGAGAAGGACGUGGUGAGGAUGUUGAGGGAUCUGCUGGGGAAGAGGCUGGAGUAUGCCACGGCGAGUUGGGACGGGGAGGAAUUCCACAGCGGGGAGCAGAAUGCACGGUUGGUCAAGGACGCCGAACAAUACUACAAGGCCAUGUACUACGGCCGCGACGAGUCUUGGAAUCUGCGCGACAGGCACAUGUUUGAGACACUCGUGCGCGUGUUGAAGCAUCGUGGCAAGAAUGCCCCCGCCAGGGCGGUCGUGUGGGCGCACAACAGCCACGUUGGCGACGCCAGAGCUACGAGCAUGGGCUGGGCCCGUGAAGAGCUCAACAUUGGCCAGCUGUGCAAGGAGACUUUUGGCAAGACGGCAGUCAACAUUGGGUGCUCAGGAAACACGGGUACGGUUGCCGCGGCCCGCCGUUGGGACGGCGACAUGCAGGUCAUGAAGGUGAGGCCCGGACUUCCAAACAGCUAUGAGCAGCUCAUGCAUGAGACUGCGGUCAAGAGCUUUGUGCUUGACCUAAGAGAGGGACACUGCAACGAGGAGCUGAGAAAGGCGUUGAUGAAACGCCGCCUGGAGCGCUUCAUUGGCGUGAUAUACGCUCCGCAGACUGAGAGACAGUCACACUACUCAUGGGCAGUGCUGCCUGAGCAGUUUGACGGCUGGGUAUGGUUUGACGAGACGAGGCACGUCGGGGUGCUAGAGGUUCACCAGCCUCAUGUUCCCCUUGAGUUUGACGAGACAUGGCCGUUUGGUCUAUAA
Molecule: messenger RNA, 1401 nt
Organism: Canariomyces notabilis
Lineage: Eukaryota; Fungi; Ascomycota; Sordariomycetes; Sordariales; Chaetomiaceae
Exons: 3
Coding region: 1-1401 (466 amino acids)
Biological process (GO): response to antibiotic
Source: RefSeq, a predicted model, not a curated record